Hyalella azteca is the source of this 7384-nucleotide messenger RNA. Its product is annotated as probable chitinase 10. Gene Ontology annotation, biological process: carbohydrate metabolic process; chitin catabolic process. Gene Ontology annotation, cellular component: extracellular region. The coding region runs from base 279 to 7268 and encodes 2329 amino acids. Gene Ontology annotation, molecular function: chitin binding; chitinase activity. NCBI's taxonomy places the organism in Eukaryota, Metazoa, Arthropoda, Malacostraca, Amphipoda, Hyalellidae. The record is from RefSeq and is a predicted model, not a curated record. The transcript is spliced from 38 exons.
GGCGCUCAGAGUUAGCUGAACCGGCGCGGCGUACGCAUCUUCAACGUCGGUUCUGGAGCUCCCAGGGUCGGUUACGUCGAGUAUUAUCAUUGGUGUGACGUGCACGCGUGGACGCACCGACGCCAUUUAAACUAACAUUAAUGUUGAGUACUCACAGUUCUUUGAAGUAGCUUCAUUAGUUAGUGCGUCGGUCAAUCUCUGAAUCUUGUUCGGUUGGAAGACUCUAUUUAUUCAGGAAUCGGAACUUCAUCACAAAAAGAUCGGUGGAGGGCUGCGCGAUGGGCAUGACGAUGAAGGUGGUGACGAUGGUGACGCUGUUGGCGGCGGUGGUCGCUGGUGGCGGGGAGAAGAGUGGCCGGGCGGCGUACCCGCAAGUCCCUGGGGCUUUCGUGCCACGACCCGUGCAGGUCUACGGGCCAGAUUGGGGGCAGAAGGUCCCACCCCAUAAUGAAAUGCUCUUCUCAUACAGAAUAAAUCCAUUUGAAACUGAAAUCUACCAACGAGGACAGACGCCUGUGCGUUACCAGCAAUCGCAAUCUAACUUGGAUCCUAACCAGCGCCUAGUAGAUCAAGGUCCACCAUCAGACUACCAGCAUUCACAACAACCAUUCUUUUUCCAUGCACCAAACCAGCAACCACUUGUUUACCAUCCAAACUUCAUUCCUCAACCUCAAAGUAACAAUUUCGUCGAUCAGUUUAAAUCGCAAUACAGACCUUCUCAUCAUAAUCCUGCACAUCAAUUUCAACAAACAUAUCCCGAAGUUCAACCUCAACCUUAUUUUGCGGAUCACCGUUCGCCCCCACAGUUCAACUCGCAACCUAAUCACUAUGGGCACCAUCAAAUCCCUGACGUAUUCGCUUCCUUCUUCAAAACUACAGAUCAAGAUACCGAGUUCAAUCGAGAAAGAGGUUUUGAUAGAGGACACAUAGAGUCACACCCUCUUCAUGAGCAAGUGCAAACCUACACUAACUUCAGAGGAUCCGUACUACCGGACGCGUCGGACUCGGUGCCGUUCUCCCGCUCUGCAGUGGAGUCUGUGCCCGUGACCGCGCAAGUCUACACUGGACUUCAAGUCGAGAACUCGUCACCAUCAGGAAGACGAGGGGUCAAUGAAGACUUCGGUGCCUUCUCGCGAGGAGACGUUGAGUCUUACCCAGCUGUUCUCAAGCCGUAUUCGGCCGACCGAGAUCCUUACGAGGAGCUCGUGGCGACGGAGGGCGACGGCUACGGUAGCUACGGUCAGGCCGGCUUCAGACUGGCGGUUGAGUCACCUCCCAUAUUCACAGCCCUCCAUGACCCAUCUGAAGCGUUCCCUAUGAAUGUGCACAGCAACUCCCGGCCAUUUGGCCACCUCUCUGAGAGCAUCGUGCAUGGCGACUCCCGCUACAUCGGACACUCCAUCCCUACACCCGCCCAGUACUCCUACUAUAAUCCUAGGAUCGGGACCACCAGAGUAAACGAAGGAUACAAAAUUGUUUGUUACUACGAAUCCUGGGCCAUCUAUCGGCCUCAGCCGCUGGAUUUCAGCGUCUCUGACAUCGACCCCUUUGCCUGCACGCAUCUCAUUUACGCCUUUGCCGGGCUUGACGAGACCAACUACACCAUCAAGUCCCUCGAUCCUGACUACGACAUCGUCACCGGAGGGUACAAGGCAGCCGUGACCCUAAAGGCCCAGAACCCGCUGCUGAAGGUGAUGAUCGGUUUGGGAGGCUGGAACGAGGGAGGACGCAAGUACUCGCGCAUGGUGUCCACGGAAGAGACGAGGCAGAAGUUCAUCAAGAGUGUCGUCAAGUUCCUGGACGAGCAUCACUUCGACGGUCUUGAUUUCGACUGGGAAUACCCCGGUGCCAGUGAUCGCGGUGGCCGAGACACCGAUAAAGAAAAUUUCGCCGCCCUCAUCAAGGAACUUUCAGCUCAAUUCAUGUUGAGGGGAUGGGUGCUCUCUGCUGCCGUUUCUCCUGCCAGGUUCCGUGUGAAUGAAGGCUACGACGUACCAACUUUAGGCCAGUACCUUGACUUCAUCAACGUCAUGACUUACGACCUUCGCGGUCCUUGGGACGGCAUGGCUGAUCAUCAUUCACCUCUCAAGACCAGAGACUCGGACUCCUGGGCUUAUAAAUCCCUCAAUGUCUUGGAUGGGCUCAGUUACUGGGCCGAUAAAGGGGCACCCAAACAUAAACUUGUCUUGGGCGUGCCAUUCUACGCUCGCACUUUCACCCUCAGUGAUCCCUCCGACAACAAGCCGGGAGCCAAGGCAACUUCUGGUGGCACAGAGGGCCGCUACACCAGGGAUCGCGGUCUCUACGCCUACUACGAGGUGUGCCAAGAGCAGCGCAACGGCGGCUGGACGAGACAGAGGGACGGCGCCGGUGGCCCGUACAUGGUCAAGAAAGAUCAGUGGGUCGGCUACGAGGACGUCGAAUACGUUAACCUCAAGAUGGAUAUGGUGCGGAAUGGCGGCUACGGAGGUGCCAUGGUGUGGGCAAUAGACUUGGACGAUUACCUCGGCAUGUGUGGUAAAAGAUGGCCAUUGCUAUCAGCCAUUCGCAUCCGCUUAGCCGAUGGCAGUCCUCCUAUAGAUGACGUCACUUCUUCUUCGGUGCCUGAACCCGAACCAGAGCCGAGUCCGGAACCUGAGCCUGAACCUCCUAAAUCCGCGCCUGCGACCAGUUCUCCCGCAGAGAGCACCCGCGAGACGGAUGUUUCAACUCCAUCAACUGAGCCAAGCGUGGCGACCCAGACGAGGGUGACGACCCAGCCAAGCCUGACGACGAUGUCCUUGUCGUGUUCCCCCGAGGGCUCGUACCAGCACGACCCCUCAGACUGCAGCUCCUACUACCUCUGUGUGCACGGCAGCCUCAACCGCUUCACCUGCCAGUCGCCGCUCCUCUGGAAUAAGAUUAAGAACAUUUGCGACUGGCCCAAGAGUGUUAACUGCCAAAUAACCGAUGGUGGUGGUGGAGGCGCUUCGGCUCCCUCGUCAGGAGUUACCUCGAGUGACGUCCCUCAAGUGACCACCCCGCCUCCCGCACCCGUCGAGCUGGAACCCGUGCAGGGUGAAGGCUCGUUAUCAAAGGACUACAUGGUGGUGUGCUACUUCACAAACUGGGCCUGGUACCGGCCUGGUAUUGGCAAGUACACACCAGACGACAUCGACCCGACAAUCUGUACUCACAUCGUGUACGGCUUCGCGGUGCUGGACUACAGCAACCUCAUCAUCAAGCCUCACGACUCGUGGGCUGACCUCGAUAACAAUUUCUAUGGGAAGGUUACGGCCCUAAAGAAACGAGGCAUUAAAGUGACAGUCGCUAUCGGAGGUUGGAAUGACUCAGCAGGCGACAAGUACAGUCGCUUGGUGAACAACCCAACGGCCAGGCGGAAGUUCAUCGAACACGUCAUCGAGUUCAUCACGAAGCACGACUUUGACGGCCUCGACUUGGACUGGGAGUAUCCCAAGUGCUGGCAGGUGGACUGCAACAAAGGCCCAGCUACAGACAAGCAGGCGUUCGCUGACUGGGUGAGGGAGCUGAGCGAAGCCUUCAAGCCCAGAGGCCUGCUGCUCUCGGCCGCCGUCUCGCCCAGCAAGAAAGUCAUUGACGAAGGCUACGACGUACCUGCACUGAACCGCUACCUGGACUGGAUCGCUGUGAUGACUUACGACUACCACGGCCAGUGGGACAAGAAGACUGGCCACGUGGCGCCCAUGUACUACCACCCUGAAGACGACAUCGAUUACUUCAACAUGGACUUCACAAUCCGCUAUUGGCUGGAGCAAGGAGCGACCCUGGACAAGCUGGUGCUGGGCAUGCCGAUGUAUGGGCAGUCGUUCACCCUCAACAACCCCUCAGUGAACGGCCUCAACGCCCCCGCCCGCUCGGGGGGCACCGCUGGCGAGUUCACGCGCGCCAAGGGCUUCCUCGCCUACUACGAGAUCUGCGACCGCGUGCGCAACGGAGGCUGGACGGUCGUCAAGGACCCGGAGGGCAGGAUGGGCCCGUAUGCCUACUCAGGAGACCAGUGGGUCUCCUACGAUGAUGUCGAAACUAUCAGGAAAAAGGCGCAGUACAUCCGCGACAAGGGGCUGGCAGGAGGCAUGGUCUGGGCUCUCGACCUCGACGACUUCAGGAACCGGUGUGGCCAGGGGGCGCACCCACUAAUGAACACCAUCAAGAGUGUGCUGGGCCCCCCACGAGGAGCCGCGGUAACACUCCCAGGUUCCGUUCAACCCACACGGCGGCCGCCACCACCCCCCACACCCCAGCCGUCUUCCACGACCCCCAGACUCAGUGACUCCACGGCCGUUACUUCCUCACCCACCGUCCCACGACCUGCGGACGACGGCGAGUUCAAAGUCGUGUGCUACUUCACGAACUGGGCUUGGUACCGCCAAGGCGAAGGCAAGUACAAGCCCGAGGACAUCGACUCGUCUCUGUGCACGCACAUCGUCUAUGGCUUCGCUGUGCUCGACAGCAGCAGGCUUCUCAUCAAGCCCCAUGACACCUGGGCGGACUUCGACAAUAAGUUCUACGAGAAGGUCACAAGUCAUCGCUCUAAAGGAACUAAGGUUCUCAUCGCCAUCGGCGGCUGGAACGACUCGCUGGGCAGCAAGUACAGCAAACUAGUCAACAACCCAAGCGCAAGACAAAAGUUCACUGAACAUGUUCUCAAGUUUAUCCUCGAGCACAACUUUGAUGGACUUGAUCUGGACUGGGAGUACCCGGUUUGCUGGCAGGUUGACUGCAAGAAAGGCCCGGCCUCGGACAAGCAGGCAUUCAGUGCGUGGAUCAUGGAGCUGCACGCGGCCUUCCAGCCUCACGGUCUGCUGCUCUCUGCCGCCGUCUCGCCCAGCAACAAGGUCAUCGAUGCAGGCUACGAAAUCCCAAUUCUGAACCGCUACCUGGAUUGGAUCGCUGUGAUGACUUACGACUACCACGGCCAGUGGGACAAGAAGACUGGCCACGUGGCGCCCAUGUACCGACACCCUGACACCACCAACGAGUUCUUCAAUACGAACUUCACGAUCCACUACUGGCUUGAGGGAGGAGCGGACCGCAAGAAGCUGGUCAUGGGCAUGCCGAUGUACGGGCAGUCCUUCACCCUCGCCCAGGCGGCUGACAACAGCCUCAACCAGAAGUCCUACGGCGGUGGAGAGGCCGGCUCCUACACCAGGGCCCAGGGCUUCCUAGCGUACUAUGAGAUAUGCUACAAAAUCAAGAACCAGGGCUGGACGGUGGUGCGGGACCCGCUGGGUACGAUGGGUCCCUACGCAUACCGAGGCAACCAGUGGGUGGGCUUCGAUGACGUCGGCGUCAUCAGGUACAAGUCGGAGUACAUUAAGCAGAUGGGCUUGGGUGGCGGCAUGAUCUGGGCUCUGGACUUGGACGAUUUCCGUGACCGCUGUGGGUGUGAGAAGCAUCCGCUACUGCGGACCAUCAAUAGAGUCCUGCGGAACUACCCUAUUCCUGACCCUGACUGUCCAACCCUCGGAGGAGGCCCGCCAUCACAGCUGCUUCCAUUUGGUAGUCCACCCUUAGCUUUGACCCCCACAACAACCACCACCACUACCCUACCACCGUGGAUGACAACCAGGAAAACCACUGCUUGGACUCCUUGGCAACCAUCAACCACUAUCUCUACUCGUGAAAACACUGAAGCAACCACCCCUGCUACCACUCGCUUGAUCACACGUCCACCAUGGCUGUCCUCGAGCACUCGCAGAGCGACCACCACAACCACCAGGGCACCAUGGUUACCUCCUGUAGAGGUAACACCACCUCGAACUACCACGGGGGCGGGUGCUGGUGCUGCUGCAGGUCAACCAUGCGAGGUGGGGGAGUACCGACCCCACGAGUCUGACUGCAACAAGUUCUACCAGUGCAACCAGGGCGUGCUGGUUGAGAGGAAAUGUUUCCCUGGGCUGCACUGGGCUGAGUCGCGCUGCGAGUUCGCUGACAAGGCGAACUGUAAGAUUUCUGGCUCCCCCUCUGCUCCUUCCCGCCCGCCGCCCCCCGGGCUGCCCGCGACCCCCCCUCCCUUCGUAGACCAGCCCUCAACUUGGCAACCGCCACCACAGACCACCGCUGUUGCAAUGGCCACUCCUAGACCAGUGACAUCUGACCCUUCCGGCUUUAAGGUUGUGUGCUACUUCACGAACUGGGCUUGGUACCGCCAAGGCAUCGGCAAGUACAAGCCCGAGGACAUCGACCCCAGCCUCUGCACGCACAUCGUCUACGGCUUCGCUGUGCUCGACGGUACCAGACUGCUCAUCAAGCCUCACGAUACCUGGGCAGACUAUGAUAACGAGUUCUACAAGAAAGUCACUGAUCUGAAAGCAAAGGGCGUGAAAGUCCUCAUCGCCAUCGGCGGUUGGAACGACUCGGCAGGUGACAAGUACAGCCGACUUGUGAACAGCGCUGAGGCGAGGCGGAAGUUCACGGCACACGUCGUCGAGUUCAUCCUCAAACACAACUUCGAUGGCCUCGACUUGGACUGGGAGUAUCCUAAGUGCUGGCAGGUUGAGUGCAACAAAGGCCCCGAGUCCGACAAACCUGCGUUCAGUGCCUGGAUACGAGAGCUGCACGCGGCCUUCCAGCCCCACGGUCUGCUGCUCUCGGCCGCUGUCUCGCCCAGCUACAAAGUUAUCGAUGCUGGUUACGAAGUACCAGAACUUAACCGCUACUUGGACUGGAUCGCUGUGAUGACUUACGACUACCACGGCCACUGGGACAAGAAGACUGGCCACGUGGCGCCCAUGUUCCAUCAUCCAGAGAGCCUUGUACCUGAAUUCAACGCUAACUACACGAUCCACUACUGGCUAGCGCACGGCGCAGACCGCAAGAAGCUUGUGAUGGGCAUGCCGAUGUACGGCCAGUCGUUCGCCCUCGCCAGCGCCACCGACAAUGGCCUAAACGCCAACAGUUACGGCAGGGGCGAGGCCGGAGAGUUCACCAGAGCCGGCGGCUUCUUGGCUUACUACGAGAUCUGCGACCGCAUCAUGAACCGAGGUUACACUGUGGUGCGAGAUCCUCAAAGCACCAUCGGUCCAUACGCCUACAAGGGGGGCCAGUGGUUCGGAUUCGACGAUAUUUCCAUGAUCAGAUACAAGUCUCGGUACGUGAAGGACAUGGGGCUUGGCGGCGCCAUGAUAUGGGCGUUGGAUUUGGACGACUUCCGCAACCGGUGCGGCUGUGAGGAGCAUCCGCUGUUGCGGACGAUCAACAGAGAGCUUCGGGAUUACCCGAUUCCGGACCCGGGGUGCAGUAUCUAACGGACUUUAUUAUUUAGGUAUAAUUGGGGUUACUAUUGCUAAGAAAUUUGCCUCGCAGUAUCAGCAUAUGAAAUUAUUUUACAAUUAGAGUAAUUAUUUUCGUAGACAAAAAAAUA